Messenger RNA from Oikopleura dioica, 462 nucleotides. Lineage: Eukaryota; Metazoa; Chordata; Appendicularia; Copelata; Oikopleuridae. The record is from the annotation of a GenBank genome assembly.
AUGGUUGACUUCACCGAGGAUCAGAUUGAAGAUAUCAAGGACGGUUUCGAGCUUUACGAUCGAACCGGCGAGGGCAAGCUCUACUUCAACCAGGUCGGAGAUCUCAUCCGAGGCCUCGGCUUCAAGCCCACCAAUGCCAACGUUGCCGAAGCUCUUGGCAACCCUAAGAAGGAAGAAAUGAACACCAAGACCUGCAACUUCGACGAGUUCGUCAACCACGUCAAAUUCUGCGCUGAGAAGCAGCAGGACGGUACCUUCGAGGAUUUCGUCGAGGGUCUCCGAGUCUUCGACAAGGAGGGCAACGGCACCGUUAUGGGCGCUGAGGUCCGACAUAUUCUCGCCACUCUUGGUGAGAAGCUCACUGUCGAAGAAGUCGAAAUCAUCUUCGAGGGUGCUGAGGACGCCGACGGCCAGAUCCACUACGAGAACUUCAUCAAGGAGCUCAUGAAGGAGAAGGAAUAA